Molecule: messenger RNA, 513 nt
Organism: Nicotiana tabacum (common tobacco)
Lineage: Eukaryota; Viridiplantae; Streptophyta; Magnoliopsida; Solanales; Solanaceae
Source: RefSeq, a predicted model, not a curated record
AUGACUACGAGGGAAUUUGUUUUAGACUUGUUGAAGGAGUACACUUGUAUAGAAUAUGGUGCCAUUUGUUCUCCUCUUGAUCCUACUAUAAAGUUGAAGGCCAAGGAGGGUACACCAUUGGAAGAUCCUACUUACUACAGAAAGAUGAUGGACAAAUUAAACUUUCUUACUAACACAAGACUAGACAUAGCCUUUGGAGUGCAACACUUGAACCAGUUUAUGCAAGAACCUAAGGAACCUCAACUGAAGGCAGCCUAUCAUGUAUUGAGAUAUCUCAAGGGUGAUCCCACUUUGGGAGUCUCUAUGUCUAAUGAUGCAGAUUUGUCUGUUAGAGCAUAUUAUGACUCUGAUUGGGCUUCAUGCCCAGACUCAAGAAGGUCUGUGAGUGGGUACAUUGUGCUGCUAGGAAGCAGUCCUCUCAGUUGGAUAUCUAAAAAGCAUGAUAUUGUUUCACUAUCUUCAGCAGAGGCAGAGUACAAGUCACUUAGGAAAGUGGUUGGUGAAUUGAUCUGA